GCCCACAGCCGACUUUGUUGAAAGAUCAUAUCGACAUCCAGCUCUCCAAACCAAACACAAUAUCCAUUCAAACAUAUCUUGUUUAAUUCAACCACUGAGCUGACAAAAGACGUGGGUCGUGCUGAAAAGGCGACAUACCUGGGUUAUGUUGCAACUAGCAGGCUGGACAAUACGGUGAAAGAAAGUCGAUACACACGCCUCGGGAGUUCUCAUAGUAUCAAGCAAACAAUCGGUCCGCCAGUGUAACGCACGAGGACGCGCCGGUUAGCUAGCUCAUCGCGUUACUCUAUACCCAAGCGAGGGCGGUUUAUUACAUCCAACACCAGUUGUUUGCAGCGUUAUCUUUCCGGCCUUGGAAUACUUUCAACACACCGUUAGAGGGACGUAGGCGUCGGCGAUACUUUUGACCGCACAAACCAGCGUACAGUGAUAAAGAUAGUAGAAAGGAUGGAGUCGGUUAUGAAGGGUGUGGGUUUUUUGAACGUGCUGGUCUUGUUACUGCUCAGGGAACCCGAUUUUUGCUCAGGUUUGACAGUGACUUUGUCUGGAGUGAAUCCCAAUGGUUACAUUAUGAACCAAGCCGCUGCGGCUCCGUCGGCUCAACUUGUAUGCAGUUACGACCUAGGCUCCGACACGCAGCCUGCAGAAUAUGUGACAUUUUACAAAGAUGGUGCCGACCCUGCUCAUCAAAUAGCAGUAGUUAAAGUAGCAGAUGGAGCUUCUGUAAAACAGAACAGUUACCAGGGUAGAUCCGAUGUCGAGGUUAAUGCCAAUGACCCACAAUAUACUCUCAGAAUAGCCUCGCUGCAGUAUUCCGACGAAGGAAAUUAUACCUGUAAAGUUGUCCUAAACUUCCAAGUGAAUACUGUGACAUCAUCGCCACAGAACCUUAUGGUGUAUGCUGAGCCACAACCUCCCCAAGUGUCCCAAAGUGAAGUGGCACCAAACAGAUUUCAAGUGGAGUGUCAGUCAACCGGGGGAAGACCAGCCCCGACGCUAACUUGGUAUGUAAGAGAUGCUGCCGGAUCAGAAGUCGAAGUUAACGCCGCUAACCCGCAAACCAACACAGAAAGCGGGGAUACGUUUAUCGCCAGUAGCACGCUGGAACGAAAUGCAACAAACGAGGAGCCAGUGACAGUCAUCUGUAGAGCGACACAUCCAGCUCUUAGUAGCCCUAUGAGUAGAGAACAACAGCUGCCCCCAACAAUUGUCUCCACUAGCACCACUUCCACACAGGCGCCAACUACGACAACCGGAUAUAUUUCAAGUUGUGAAAUAGUUCGACCAAGUAUUAUAGCACUUGCAGCAUUGGCGUUGAUGAAGAUUUUACUGUGAGGGGCUUUAAACAAACGGUUAAGGUCAUAUUGACAUAAUAGAUAACCAUUGAAAAUAGGAAUGGAUGAAUACUCUAAAGGAUAUCAGGACACCAGAUGUCACUACUUGCAAUUACGGCUUGUUGGAAUCUAAAACAAGCACUCUCUCAGUUUUUAUAUUCCAUGGAGUGCGAUGCAUUUGAGAUGAAGGGACAUUUUUUUUUCAUAGUGACUGCAUUGUCCGAUGUUGCUGUGAAUAGGAACCUAUCUUAGAUUUGUUGCUUUUUAUAACAAAGUUGAGAAAUGUCCUUGUAUUGCUUUGACUAAUGAACGGAUUGCCUUUUAAAGAUACUAGUUUUUAGAGAAAUUGUCAGCUUGCUUCCUUGUUCUUUUUGUUUAGAUAUUUUCGCUAGCUGUAUUAAGUGUAAAUAAAGAAUGAACCGUGUAUGCAAAGGAUAAAAUAUUAGCAUGAUUUUUUUUUUACCAAACGUUAAAUUGGUAUAUUUUCACGAAUGCUACUUUAUAUUUUUACCAAGGGUUUUAUUUAGAUGUAACAUUUGAAGGUAUAUUAUUUUGAUUAGGAAUAGAUAUAGCAAACAUGGAUGUGACAGUUUGAUGCACAUAUGAAAUAUAUAAUCAACAUGUGAAGAUGAAGGAUUUAAAAUUAAAUGUAA
This is a messenger RNA of Lingula anatina, 1987 nucleotides long. RefSeq names its product T-lymphocyte activation antigen CD80-like. NCBI's taxonomy places the organism in Eukaryota, Metazoa, Brachiopoda, Lingulata, Lingulida, Lingulidae. The record is from RefSeq and is a predicted model, not a curated record.